Stegodyphus dumicola is the source of this 1903-nucleotide messenger RNA. RefSeq names its product rap1 GTPase-GDP dissociation stimulator 1-like. Gene Ontology annotation, molecular function: guanyl-nucleotide exchange factor activity; protein binding. Lineage: Eukaryota; Metazoa; Arthropoda; Arachnida; Araneae; Eresidae. The record is from RefSeq and is a predicted model, not a curated record. Gene Ontology annotation, biological process: positive regulation of GTPase activity.
AUGCAGCUCGUAGCUUAGUCAAAGAGCAUAAUGGUGUGGAUCGGCUUAUUCAGCUGCUAAGAAACCUGUUAGAAAAAGAUAAUUUGCCUGAAAACAUGCGUACUAUUACUUCUGGUUGCCUUUUGAAUCUCACUGAUACUUAUGAAGAAAUUCAAGAUCAAGCUAUUGAAGCUGGAAUUUUGGAUGUGUUGUUGCAAUAUUUAUUGAAAUUCAGUUCUGAUGAAGAUGUUGUCACUCAUUGUCUGUUAGUUCUCAGUUGUUUGGCAGACAGUAGUAAUGGAAGAACCAAAAUUCUUGAAAAAUCUAUCUUGUCUUCCCUGCUGAAUCUUCUUGAGAAACCACUAAAUGAUGAUAUUAUGGAUUCACUUCUUGAAUUGUUUGGCAAUCUUUGUGAAAAUGAUUCAGCAAAGCUAAACUUAGCUGAGAUGGGUCUCUGUGAAAGAUUGGUUGAAAUUGUCAGAGCACAUAUAAAUAGUGGAAAUGUAGUAAAUGGAACCUUUAACAUCUGCAAAACUGUACCUGAUUUGGUCAUACUUAUAUUAACUGGUGAUGCAAGUAUGGAGCAUUUGUGGAAAGAUGGUCAAGGUUUGGUGUACAAAGAAACACUUUCCUGGUUGAAAAGUAAUGAUGAAAAUCUCUUAAUAGCAGGUGCUUUGGCAGCUGGAAAUUUUGCAAGAAAAGAUAGUCACUGUAUUCGAAUGUUGGCUGAUGGUGUUGUUGAAGAGUUGAGGUCACUGUUAAAGAAGCAUUCUGGAAGAGAUGGUGACAUCAGAAUGCAACAUGCUGUACUUUGUGCUCUUAGAAAUUUAGCCAUUCCUGUACAGAACAAAGCAGAAAUGGUGAAACUAGGUGUGGUUGAUAAUCUAGUUGAAAUGAUGAAUGUUGAGACAUUUCCUGUUGUUUUUAAACUUCUUGGUACUUUAAGAAUGUUAUUAGACAAACAAGAAGCAGUAGCGAUUAAAGUUGGAGAAAAUCUUGAUUUUGUAAAGCGACUUGUUGGUUGGUGUAAUGUCGAAGAUCAUCCUGGUGUUAAAGGUGAGGCUACAAGGAUGCUAGCAUGGUCAGCAAAAAAUUCAAAAGCUGCAUCUGUGAUGAAGAAUCUUGUGAAAGCUAAUGCUUUGCCUCCUGUAAUUUCAAUGAUGAAGUCUGAGCAUACAGUGAUGCAAAAUGAAGCAUUGAUAGCUAUUACUUUGGUUGCAUCGCAUUGUCUAAGUGAUGUGGAAGAAAUAGCUAGUGCAACUGAUCUAAUCAAUGUUCUAUACCAACUCAUGAGUAGUGAUAUUAUUGUACCAGAACUUACACAGAAUGCUUUAUCCCUUCUUGUAGUUCUCUCUCAGUCAGCAAAAUUAAAGUCUGCAAUUAUCAACACACCAAUUCGCUCAGAUCUGAAAGCUCUGAAGAACCACAAUGAUGAAAAGAUCAAAGAAUUGGCUGAGAAAACAAUCCAACUACUUGAAUAAGUUGCUUAAAGCUGUGUAUUUCAAACUCAUUUGGAAGUGAUUUUUGCUCAUUUGUAACAGUGCACAUUAUUUAUAUUUUAUGUAUGUAUAAUUGUGUGUUAAAAUAUCUUUUAUAAUUUAACACCUGAAUCAACUGUUUUGAAACAUUUAUGUAGCUUUUCCAUCUGUGCUAAAAAUUGAUGUUGUUGCAUAUUCUACCAAGCAUGGUGUACAGUUCCAGUGUUUAUUUCUGGUAGUAUAGGUAGGAACUUUGCAAAGUUCCUUCACAUAUUUGUCAUACCAAGAAUUGUCUAAAACCAUGACAGAUAAACUGCCUUAUGCAAAAAGCCUACUAAAAUUAUUUGAAUACAAAAUAAUUUAUUAUUUAAAAAAAAGAAAUUGUUAAAUUAGAAUUAAUAUUUUAACUAAUUAUCUUAAAGCUUUAAGUAAGUAUUUAUUAUUUU